Molecule: messenger RNA, 2458 nt
Organism: Colletotrichum scovillei
Lineage: Eukaryota; Fungi; Ascomycota; Sordariomycetes; Glomerellales; Glomerellaceae
Exons: 2
Coding region: 252-1550 (432 amino acids)
Source: RefSeq, a predicted model, not a curated record
CUUGCCUUGCCAACCUUACCUGAGUAGCCGAUGAAGCUGUAGACGACGUUUUGAGACCUGGCCUCACCUUGACCUAUUUCAUCUUAUUUCCCUUUACUCAACACUCAUACCAGACACAUACACAUUCUCUCUCACACAUGAGCUGAGUGUAUCCUGGCUGAACUGCAGUCGUUCACUCAGUGAAGCUCACUCAAUUCGAUUCAUCUCACUUCAUCCCAAUUCCAACUGAACAGCCUCACUAAACAAUCAACAUGUCCUCCGUCUUCCACAUCAAGGAGCACGUCCUAGACGGCUCACACAUCCGCGAGUUCCCCCGCGCCCUCUCCCGCUCCCAAGACGACGUCCUCAAGCUCGCCGUGAAGGAGUACAUCCCAAAGGACAACCCGAACCCCAAGCCCGGCGACGUCACAAUCAUUGGCGCCCACGCCAACGGCUUCCCCAAGGAACUCUACGAAGCCCUCUGGCAAGAACUGCACGCCCAAUCCCUCCUCCCAACCUCAACCUUCCGCAUCCGCUCCAUCAUCAUCGCAGACGCAGCCUGGCAAGGCCGCUCCUCCUCCCUCAACGAACCCCUCCUCGGCAACGACCCGGGCUGGUUCGACCACCCCCGCGACCUCCUCCACCUCAUCAACACCCUCCGCCCGCCCCGCCCCCUGCUCGGCGUAGGCCACUCCUUCGGCGGCAACGCAAUCGUCAACGUCGCCCUCAUCAACCCGCGCCUCUUCUCCGGCGUCGUCCUCCUAGACCCCGUCAUCUCGAAAUGGUCCUCCAACGCGAAGGGCACCAUUGCCGCCUCCCCCGCCGCAGCGAGCGCCCGCCGCAGAGAUCUCUGGCCCUCGCGCGAGGAGGCGCGCAAAGCGUUCCUCAAGAGCCCGUUUUACCGCGGCUGGGAUGAGAGGGUAUUCGAAGCGUGGAUGGACCACGGCCUCCGCGACGUGCCCACGCAACUCUACCCCUCCACCACCUCCAGCACCAAAACUCCCAUCACAAAAGAAAGCGUCACCCUCGCAACGACAAAACACCAAGAAGUCUUCACCUACUUCCGCCCCUCCUGGCACGCCUACGACUCUUCCGGCAAGGACCUCGUCAACCCGGACCUCGUCCCGGACCUCGACCCGGCCCUCAACGAGCGCUACUACACCUUCCCCGUCUACCGCUCCGAGGGAGCCUCCACCCUCGUCCGCCUCCCGCACCUACGACCAAGCUGUCUCUACGUGUUUGGCGGCGCGAGCGAUCUCUCCACGCCGGAACUGCGUGACGAGAAGAUGCGGUUGACGGGGACCGGGGUAGGCGGGAGCGGUGGGGUUGCGAGGGGUAGAGUCAAAGAGGUUACGCUCGAGGGUGGCGGGCAUUUGUUCCCGAUGGAGGUUCCGGGCACGAGUGCAAAGUUGACGGCCGAGUGGAUUGAGAAGGUGAUGGGGGAGUGGAGGGUCGAGCAGGAGGAGUAUGAGCGGUGGACGAGGUUGAGCGUCGAGGAGAAGACGACGCUUACCGAGGAGUGGAUGGGUAAGAUUGGGGGGUCGGCGCGGCCACCCAAGGCGAAGAUCUAGAAGCAUGUGUGUGUAGUUCACGAGCGACGAAAGUUUAGAAUCAAGAGGAGCGAGAGCGUGGUAGUGUUUGGCACCUUUGUGGAGCUGGAUGUUUAGAGACACCUUUAGAUGUAGAGUCUAUGUACACAAGAAAGCCCGGCAUCUUGAUCGCAAUCAUCAUCACCGGCCCCUCCUACUCCUCUUCCACUUCGCCCUCCUCUGGCGGUAUCCAAACCAGCAGGCCGUCCUUGUCGAUCUUCAUCCCCUCCGUCGGUAUGAUCCUCAAUACCUUUUGGAAGUACUUGUCCCGAACCACGAGUGUGGGCCGGAUGUAGUCGCCCCGUAUCAAAGGUAGCAACCGGUACGUAAUGGUUCGUCUAGACACGGGCAACACAUGCGCCGUGGUCUGCUUGGAGCCGGAAAACGCAAACUCGUCGCUGGGCUCCAUGUUCAAGCCAAACGUCAGGAAAUGACUCGACGGGUUCUCAAUAGUGAUGUCCAAAUGUAUCAAACCCGUCACGGUAUUGGCGAGAGAGUACGAAGCUAGGACGCGAGGCUCGGUGCCCAAGACGAUGUAUCUCGGGACAAGCAUCCUGGUUGUGUUGACCGGCGCUGGUGACGAGGCUGUUGAUGUGCGGCGCCACUUGAGGACAAAAGCCACAUCGAGCGAUGCAGGGCCCCGAUCGUCGAGGCUGAACUUUUGAGCGACCAGGUCGAACUGGGCCUCCUGCAUCUGCUUCGGUGGGAUUCGGAGCCCGCCUUCUGCGAUUUCUGGGCGGGUCGCGGUGGUGCAUCGUGCGUGGUUCUGGCAGGCAAUGACUUCGGCGUCCAUGCUGACAAUCUCCAGGUCUUCCGUCGCGAACGAUGCAAAGUGGCACACGAGACACCACUUUUGUGCCAGACCGCGGGGCUGCAUCGCAGCUUCGUCU